This is a messenger RNA of Phytophthora sojae, 1386 nucleotides long. RefSeq names its product phosphatidylinositol 3 and 4-kinase-like protein. The record is from RefSeq and is a predicted model, not a curated record. The transcript is spliced from 2 exons. NCBI's taxonomy places the organism in Eukaryota, Oomycota, Peronosporomycetes, Peronosporales, Peronosporaceae. Bases 1 to 1386 code for a protein of 461 amino acids.
AUGCAGUCGCUCAACAUCACCGCUGCGCACCGGUCAGCCGCCUACCAGCCAACGCGCGUCAAGACGGGCUCGCAACCCGGUGUUGUCAAUCAAUCCAAGCCAUCGCAGCUUACGCCCGACGUCCAAAAGGAUCCCGUCUGUUCGCUGGACUUGCAGUCUCUCGCCAAGGAGCUGCCGGACACCGUCGAUCACAUGAGAGACAAGCAGCCAGCCAUCAGCAUCGAAGUCCUCAAGCCCAGCACUCUCACGGGGAAUCAUGACUACGCCGUGGAGAUGGCACUGCUUGCCAACCAGGUGCACACGGGCUUGCAAGCCCGAGUAGCCCCUGUCCCCAUCGAGGACUGCACGGGAGGCGUCUACUACCUACGAACGAAGAAUCGUCGCCUGACGGCCGUGUUUAAGCCUGCGGACGAAGAAGCGUACGCCCCCAAUAACCCCAAGCAAUUCCACAAGCCGGAGCAGACUUCGGGUGUCUCGGGCAUGCGCCAGGGGAUUUCUGCGGGUGAUGCUGCUGUGCGUGAAGUGGCUGCGUACUUGCUCGACCACCAGCGCUUCGCCAAGGUGCCAACGACCAUGCUGGCUUCCGUUUUCCACCCAGACUUCCACUACCAAGCUUCGGAGAGCCCGCACCGCAAGACUGGCGCGUUGCAGGCUUACAUCCCUCACCGUGACACGGCAGACGACGUCGGCACCGCCUUGUUCAGUACUGCGGACGUCCACGCCAUCGCCAUCCUCGACAUUCGACUCGCCAACCAGGACCGCCACGGAGGCAACAUCUUGGUGGUGGAGCCCGCCACGACGGUCAUUCAAACUACUGGAUCAGUGGUGAUGACCAAGUCUCAAGCUGGCAAGAAGGUGUCUCUCGUUCCGAUCGACCACGGGGCCUGCCUCCCACGCGUGUCGGCGCUCUCGGAGACCAGCUUCAUGUGGGUUCUGUGGCCCCAAGCCAAGCAGCCCUUCUCCUCUGCGGCGCUGCAAUACAUCGCUGCGUUGGACCCGCACCGCGACCUGCAGCUGCUCCAGGAUAACUUACCGGUAGAGUAUCAACUGGAGCAGGAGGCAGCGCUAACGUUGCUCGUCUGCACGGCGCUGCUGAAGUUCUGCGCGCUCGAGCUCGACAUGACCGCGUACGACAUUGGAACGCUCAUGUGCCGUCAAGGAACUGUCGCCCAGCAAGAGCUGAACCCGAGCGUACUGGAACUGCUCGUGUCUGCAACUCUGCGCGACCCCGCAGUGCUCAAGAGUGAGGCGUUCCUGAAGCUCCAAGAGAAGCAGAAGCCGCUGCAAAAGUCGGUGUCGAGCUCGGAUAAAGCGUGGACAAACUACGUCACCACGUUCAUGUCGACCUUCCGCCGGGAGCUAACGGCGCGGCUCGCCACCAAAUAG